Megalops cyprinoides (Indo-Pacific tarpon) is the source of this 3001-nucleotide messenger RNA. Its product is annotated as breast carcinoma-amplified sequence 3-like. Gene Ontology annotation, biological process: response to starvation; autophagy. The record is from RefSeq and is a predicted model, not a curated record. The transcript is spliced from 25 exons. Gene Ontology annotation, molecular function: protein binding. Gene Ontology annotation, cellular component: cytoplasm. NCBI's taxonomy places the organism in Eukaryota, Metazoa, Chordata, Actinopteri, Elopiformes, Megalopidae. The coding region runs from base 94 to 2871 and encodes 925 amino acids.
GGCUUGUGUUUAUUUAUCACAGUGUUGCAACGCUUCAAAAGCUUCAGUAAACUGGACAACUAACACGCUUGGGGUAAGAGACGCAGUGACACGAUGGCGUCGGACUCGCCUCGUCGUCCGAGCCGCUGCGCCGGAGGGGUGCUGGUGAGAGCGCAGGCUGCCACAGAGCAGACCUACAUGGAAAGUGUGGUGACAUUCCUGCAGGACGUCGUCCCACAGGCGUACACAGGCACACCUCCAACAGAUGAAAGGGAGAAGAUUGUCUGGGUCAGAUUCGAAAAAGCGGACAUCAACGAUGUGGCUCGCUCGCCGGAGUUCCUGGAGAUGCACGGAACCGUCAGCGCCCCUCCCCUCUGCCUGAUGAUGGGCUAUGCUGAUGGGAUGCAGAUCUGGAGCGUAUCUCCAAGUGGGGAGGCCCAGGAGCUAUUCUCAGUCCGUAAUGGUCCAGUGAGAACUGCCCGGAUCCUGCCUGCUCCCCACAUCAGUCCUCUGAAGACGGACAGCUUUGCUGAGAAGAGACCCCUCCUCGGUGUCUGCAAGAGCGCCGGGUCGUCAGGGUCGAGCACCCCAUACUGCUGUGUGGACCUCUACUCUCUGCGGACAGGGGAGAUGGUCAAGUCCAUUCAGUUCAAAACGCCCAUCUACGACCUGCACUGCAAUAAACGGAUCCUUGUUGUUGUUCUCCAAGAAAAAAUAGCUGCAUUCGACAGCUGCACCUUCAUGAAGAAAUUCUUCGUCACAAGCUGCUACCCCUGCCCCGGACCCAACCUCAACCCCAUCGCCCUGGGAGGCCGCUGGUUAGCCUACGCUGAGAACAAGUUGAUCCAGUGUCAUCAGUCUCGCGGCGGAGCGUGUGGAGACAGUGCUCAGUCCUACACCGCCACAGUCAUUAGUGCCGCCAAAACCCUGAAAUCGGGCCUGACAAUGGUGGGCAAGGUGGUCACACAGCUGGCUGGCACCCUCCCCGCGGGUGCCCCCGAGGAGGAGGGCGUUGCCCACAGCUCCGCCCGCCGCAGCCCCCACGUCCCCGGCAUCGUCACCAUCAUCGACACGCACACCGUCGGGGAGGGACAGGUCUUGGUCAGUGAAGACUCGGAUGGCGAGGGUCUGGUGGCCCACUUCCCAGCCCAUGAUAAGCCUAUAUCACGCAUGGCAUUCAACCCAAGCGGAAUGCUGCUCGUGACUGCGGACGCGCUGGGCCACGACUUCCACGUCUUUCAGAUCCUGACUCACCCGUGGGGCUCCUCCCAGAGCACCGUUCACCACCUCUACACGCUGCACCGCGGGGAGACGGAGGCCAAGGUGCAGGACGUCUGCUUCAGCCACGACUGCCGCUGGGUGGUGAUCAGCACGCUGCGCGGCACCUCGCACGUCUUUCCCAUCAACCCCUACGGCGGGCCGCCGUGCGCCCGCACGCACAUGUCUCCGCGCGUGGUGGACCGCGUCAGCCGCUUCCAGAAGAGCGCCGGGCUGGAGGAGAUCGAGCAGGAGCUGAGCAGCAAGCCGGGGGGACGGUGCAGCCCUGUGCCCGGGCUGUCCAGCAGCCCCUCGGGCUCCCCGCUGCACGCCAAACUGAACAGCCAGGAGACCUACAACAACUUCACCAACAACAACGCGGGCCCCCUGGGCCUGUCCCCACCGCCCGGCCUGACCGUGGUGCUGCCGCUGGCCCAGAUCAAGCAGCCCAUGACCCUGGGCACCAUCACCAAACGCACGGGACCCUACCUCUUUGGGGCAGGAUGUUUUUCCAUUAAAACUCCAUGCAAGGCCAAGCCACCGCCCCCCCACAUCUCCCCCAGCAAGUCCUCCGGGGGGGAGUUCUGUGUGGCGGCCGUCUUCGCCCCCUCGCGCUCUUGGUUCCUGACCAACCCCAACACCAAGAGAGAGAAAGAUCAGUCCAAGCAGGCGGUGGUGGACUCUCUCUACAUCAUCAGUUGCUACGGCAACCUGGUGGAGCACGUCCUCGAGCCCCGUCCAAUCAGCACAGCCCAGAAGGUCGGUGAUGACACGCCCCUGGAGCUCAACACCUGCCCCCGGGCCAGCUGGACCCUGGCCAGGACACCGCAGUGGAACGAGCUACAACCACCGUUCAACGCCAGCCAUCCCUUGGUGCUGGCAUCAGACUUGGUGCAGCACUACCAGUACCUCCUGGCUGGCUUGGCACCCCCCGGAAGCCCGGGCCCCAUCACACGGCACGAGUCCUACGACAGCCUGGCGUCGGACCACAGCGGGCAGGACGACGAGGAGUGGCUCUCCCAGGUGGAGAUAGUGACCCACACCGGGCCUCACCGCCGUCUGUGGAUGGGGCCUCAGUUUCAGUUCAAGACAAUUCACCCCUCUGGCCAGACAACCGUCAUCUCCUCCAGCUCCUCGGUGCUGCAGUCCCACGGCCCCCUCGACACCCAGCAGCCCCUGCUCGACUUUGACACCGACGACCUGGACCUGCACAGCCUCAGGAUCCAGCCGGUUCGCUCGGAGCCAGUGAGCAUGCCCGGGUCCUACGGGCUGGUGGCGGAGCACCGGGGCCAGUCCAGCGCCAUCGACACCGGGUCAGGAAUGUUCGACCGCAGCGUGACCCUGCUGGAGGUGUGCGGCAGCUGGCCUGAGAGCUUCGGCCUGCGACACAUGUCCUCGGUGGACGCCUCUGAGGACGGGCUGCGGGAGCGCCUGGCCGAGGCCAUGUCCGAGUCGCCCGGCCGGGACGCCGUGGGCACCGGGACGGAGCUGCAGAGGGAGGGCAGCAUCGAGACCCUCAGCAACAGCUCGGGCUCCACCAGCGGGAGCAUCCCGCGCAGCUUCGAGGGCUACCGAUCGCCGCUGCCCACCAACGAGAGCCAGCCCCUCAGCCUCUUCCCCUCCGGAUUCCCCUAGGGGGGGCCGAGGCACGACCUGCAGAGAUCCCCCCAAAUCCCCCCAACCCCGCCCCAGCAUAUCAGUGUCUAACUGCUGAUACCCUUCAGCUCCUACCGCGGAGACGCUCUCAAACUCCCAUGUAGCCACC